This is a messenger RNA of Maylandia zebra (zebra mbuna), 4678 nucleotides long. It is a transcript of the gene ppp1r9a, whose product is annotated as protein phosphatase 1, regulatory subunit 9A. Gene Ontology annotation, molecular function: actin filament binding. The record is from RefSeq and is a predicted model, not a curated record. Lineage: Eukaryota; Metazoa; Chordata; Actinopteri; Cichliformes; Cichlidae. Gene Ontology annotation, cellular component: dendrite; actin cytoskeleton; cytoplasm. Gene Ontology annotation, biological process: neuron projection development; calcium-mediated signaling; actin filament organization.
CAGAUUAUCGGACCAAACCAUUGCUGCGCUUCAGGUUUUAACACCUGUCACAUGAGGCUUUACAUUCGCAAAUCGCCGGCUAUCGCUGCAGCUAAGCGAGUUCAGUUUGCCACACUGCAGACGGACAUCGGACUCUGCCGUCCUGCAAAUGCUGCCACAGUGCAGCUCUCAGUGAGAUGAGCUUCCCAAAUUGCACCGACACCCCCAUUGUGCGACUGGCAGCAUCACCCACUGCCUGCAAUGCAAUGGCGUUAUAGCGGCUCUAGUUAUGUCCAAACGUUUCUAGUGGCGAUUCCGAUCCGGGCUGGCUUUUUACGGGCUCGGAAUAGAAAUGUUAUUUUCGAUAGCUUUUGCAAGCAGACCAUCCGCAUUUCUCGCAAGUUUCCCCUCUGGAUUACAGUUUAUGUGUGCGGCGCGUCCAGCGAAGCCGGAGCCAUGAAUGUAUGAAUGGGCCUAACGGAACUAUAACAACAGCUGGAUCAGACCGAGUGGCACUACUAGUAGAACAAGAUACCUCACUUCGGUGCUCUAAUGCGGCCAAGGCAAUGCUGACAUCUCCUCUGAAUCCAAAGGCAUCAUCAUGCUGAAAACGGAGGCCUCGGGGGAGAGGACCAGCCUCCGGAGUGCCUCCCCCCACCGUAACGCCUACCGGGCUGAGUUUCAGGCACUCAAGAAGGCCUUUGACCAGCCUCGGCUCGAUGGAGACUCAAAGCCCAAAGACCUCGAGCGGGUGAAACAACCGAGGGGACGCCAGUAUGGCACACACGUCAGUCGCAUUAAGGACAUGUUCAUGCAAAUGGGGUCAGAGAAUGCAGCUGCUAAGACUAGGGGUCGUGAUGAAUCCUCACCACAAAAGCUGGUGAAGCCCACAAACUUCGUCAAUAAGGCUGAUGGAUCAGUGAUAAAACUUCAGCAUUCCUCAUCAGCAGAAAGGAUUGGAGGUGCCGGGGCAAAGUUUUCCGAAACCAGAAAGCUAUUUGAACAACAGUCACGCGACCAGUCCCAAUCACCAGUCUUUCCCUACGGCCGUGAUAAAAGGGGUUCCCAUGAGCACCUCGAUGACUGGCGAGGGGCGAGGUCCAACCGAGGCAGUACAGACUCCUUGGAUUCUCUGUGCUCCAGGACAGAGGCAUCCUCCCCAACUGUCAGCCAACUCAGUGCUGUUUUUGAAAACGCUGACCACCACAACCAGGGGGUUUCAUAUAGAGGAGUCAGCAGACGAGCCCUCUACUCACCUGACGGAUUCCAGCGCCAUGGCGGAGACGUCAGUGAGGAUGAUUCUCUUCGACAAUCUCCAGUUCGUGGAACCUACCGGAACAGGAUAGGGGGCAAGUUACCCACAUCCUCGUCUUCGGAGGACCUCCUGAGCCCGAGUCCUGGAGUAGAGAUUUCAGAGCGCAAACAAGAUGCUCCACAAAAGGAAGAAACCCAAGACAAAGCUGGAGAGGCUACAGUGGGAGAAGGACAGCGUUUUUCUGGUGCUUCCACCAAUGGAAACCAGAUUAAUGGUUCUUGUGAAGAAGAGGAGAAACCGCAGGACACAACAAAACAAACUGAGGAUCUAGGAACCUCCAAAUCCUCGAAACCUACACAUGGUGCUGUAAUUACAAACAAAGCUUUAGAGGAUACCACUCACGAGUUGCUGCCGACCACCAGGGAAAGCCAAGAGGACAGAGAUGCUUCAAAGGAAGAAAAAUCUUCCAAGGACCAGCUGGACGAGCCUGAUGAGGAAUACACUGGGAAUGAGCGGGUGAUUUUUAACGCAGAUGGGGACGCCUGUUACCAGGGUUGGGGGGAAAGUUGCACGGAUCCCGAGGAUGACCUCUACGGUGACGAUGACGAGGACAUCGUCUACGACCCGGGGUCCGAUCUGACAGAGAUUCCUGGUCUGGCGGAAGAAAACAAAGAGGACAUCCCUCCGAAGAGGAAGAUUCGCUUCAGCAGUGCUCCUAUUACAGUGUUUAACACCUACUCCAAUGAAGACUAUGACCGACGUAAUGAGGAGGUGGAUCCCGUGGCCUCCUCUGCUGAGUAUGAGCUGGAGAAGAGGGUGGAGAAACUGGAGCUCUUCCCUGUGGAGCUAGAGAAAGAUGAAGACGGCCUGGGGAUCAGUAUCAUCGGGAUGGGUGUUGGUGCUGAUGCAGGCCUGGAGAAACUGGGCAUCUUUGUUAAGACUGUCAUUGAGGGUGGAGCUGCGGAGAGAGAUAGCAGAAUCAAAGUGAAUGACCAGAUCGUGGAGGUGGAUGGGACCAGUUUGGUGGGCGUCACUCAGAGCUUUGCUGCCUCAGUCCUCAGGAACACAUCAGGAGUCGUCCGGUUUGUGAUCGGCCGGGAGCGUCCAGGUCAGCAGAGUGAGGUGGCCACGCUCAUCCAGCAGACCCUGGAGCAGGAAAGGAGACAGAGAGAACUACUAGAGCAGCAGUACGCCCACUAUGACGCCGAUGAUGAUGAGCAGACGGGAGAAUACGCCACAGACGAGGAGGAGGCAGGAACAACAGUGGCGGGAGGAGAGAAGAGCAUCGAAGUGUUUGACUUACCGGAGACGGAGGAUAUCUUGUCUCCGUCGGAGCUGGACGCCACUAAACUCUACCAGAAGUUCAGAGAGCUCCAAAUCAAACACACGGUGACCGAGGCCGAGAUCCAGAAACUGAAAAACAAGCUGGCAUCAGUGGAGCGGGAAAAGCAGCGCUGGGAGAAGGAGAAGAGCCAGCUGAAGGCCAGCAUCGAGGAGAACAAGGAAAGGAUGUUGAAGCUGGAGAGCUACUGGAUCGAGGCGCAGACGCUCUGCCACACCGUCAAUGAACACCUGAAGGAGGCCCAGGCCCAGUACCAGGCUCUGGAGAAGAAGUACAACAAAGCCAAGAAGCUCAUCAAAGACUUCCAGCAGAAAGAGGUGGAGUUCAUCCAGAAGGAGGAUGCAGAGAGGAGGCGGCUGGAGGAGGCUGAGAAAGCUCACCUGGCUGAGAUCCAGGGACUGCAAGUCAGGAUUGCAACCUUAGAGUCGGAGCUAAUGCAGCUGAUGAAGCAGAACGGUAUCCAGGUCAACAACAACAACAGCAGCAGUUCUGAGAGGCUCAGCGCUCAACAGCACAGCCCGAGCCGAGCUGCAACACAAGCCAGAGACACGAAGGAGGGCUCUCCCCACUCACCCAGCAAAAUAAAGGGCUACGGAGGAGUUCCCAGAGACAGCAUCUGCUCCACAGACGAGAUCUCUGAAGGUCGUGGAAGUCAAUCCCACAGCCACUCUGGUCCGUUUCGUAGUGUGGCCUCUUGCGAUGGAGGAGUUCCAGCACUUAGGGUCCAGGCCAGUCCAGAGGGCUCCCCCAGAAAAACACUCCACGGUUCUCAGUCUCCGAGCCCCUCUCAGAGUUUGGAGGAGCAGAGACCAGCUCUGGACCCUGGGAAAACCAAAGUGAAGGACAAAGAUCCCAGAGCUUCACCUGGAAACAGCUCCACAGAGCCGUCAGCAGAGAACAGUCCAGAGUACCUCAAGGCCAAGGCACCCACUUUGUGCGAUGAUCUGAGUGCCAGCAGCAGCAGCUCAGUAGAGAUCAGCGGUCUGCUCAGUGAAGCCAAGAUGUCAGGACGCUCACACACGCUGGUGCUGUCCUCAGAUGAGAGUCUGGAUAUGAUAGAUGAUGAGAUGCUAGACGAGGGGCAGUUUUCAAAGCAGUACCAGUGGCAGAACCGCAGCAUUACCGAAUGGACUUCACAGCAAGUGGCCCACUGGCUUAUGGGCCUAAAAUUAGAGCACCAUAUUCUAGAAUUCACUGCCAAAAAUAUAGAUGGAGUGCAGCUGCUUCAGCUGAAUAGUGCUGAGCUCAAGGCUCUUGGGGUCACUUCUUCCCAGGAUCGAACACUGAUCAAGAAGAAGAUCAAAGACCUCAAAGUUAUGAUGGAAAAGGCCAAGAGGAACCAAGAAAAGAUGGAGAAACAGCGCGAAAAGCUGCGGAAGAGAGAGCUGGAGCAGCAGCAGAAAGAUGCACGUAAAGAAAGUGCGGCGGAGUGAAACGAGCCCCCAGAUUACCUCCCGCUUUACUGUAGCACCACAUCAAGUAGCAUCUCGCAGAACAGAACGUCAGCAGGCCCCACAAACAAAACCCGAGGGACGCCCGCUCAGUAGUUCAGUAGUUCUGAAAGGUGGAGCUCCACACCCAGCUGCCAGUUGUUGUUGAGUGACCUUUUCACCAACCAAACGAAACCAAAAGGAUCAGUUGGAUAACAGAAUGGUGCCCUUCAUUUGCUUCAUUUUACACCCAUCCUGUGUUUUUAGCCAGAAUUUAUGGAUUCUGUUUUGCUGUUUAUAGCUGUAAAUUGGUUUUAUUUAUUCAUAUCCAGAGUGCGCCUGUGAAAAGUUUAUCUCUGUAACCUACCACAUCAUCUCCAGAGACUUCUCUUACCCAUCAUAGCACCUUUAGACAUAGACAUGUACAGUGAUAAAUAAGGAUGUAGAUGAUGUGCCAUUUCAAUAGACUUAUGUAUAUCCUGCUCAAAUCUAAAGAUCAGCGGAAUCUCUUUAUGGCUUUUACGAAGCACAUACAGUUCAGGUCUUUGUGUUGGAUUACAUGAGGCAGUGUUCAUCUCCCACCACCAGGUGUCCCCAUGCUGCUUACUUUCACUACUGAAUAAGGCAACACUGGAACUUCCCUAAAGGAAUUGAACUGGAAAUUAAAGGUUC